Bacidia gigantensis is the source of this 1539-nucleotide messenger RNA. RefSeq lists its product as uncharacterized. Bases 1 to 1539 code for a protein of 512 amino acids. Lineage: Eukaryota; Fungi; Ascomycota; Lecanoromycetes; Lecanorales; Ramalinaceae. The transcript has a single exon. The record is from RefSeq and is a predicted model, not a curated record.
AUGGCUACGACGCGACAAGCUCCGUUUAAUGAUUUUUAUCAGGCUGCGCAACCUGUAUCUGCGUACGAGAGGUCGGUCUGGGGUCUAGCUGCUAUUCUCUUCGAUGAUCAAGACAGCACUACCUACGGCAUUCCGAAAUCUGAACAGGGCAAGUAUGACGCCAGAAUUCGUAAAGAUCGUCUUGCUGCUUUUUGGCAACAAAUCUGCGAGGAGGAAGCCGAAACGAAUGCCAGAGAACUCCAAAGUGCCGAAGAGCGUGCUAUCGCCUUUUUAUCUGCUAACAAGGUUGGAAAGGCCUGCGAGACCCUCUUGCAGUCCAAGAACUACCGACUUGCCACCCUCAUCGCUCAAAUCGGUAACAAUGGGACCAUGCACACGGAGAUAGCGUCCCAGAUCAGUACAUGGCGAGAUCUGAACGUUUUGUCGGAGAUUUCAGAGCCUAUCCGCGCGCUUUACUCCCUACUCGCCGCGCAGACGUGUACUUGCGAGGGCAAGAAAGCUCAGCAUAUCGAGGACAGAGCGAACACGUUCUCUAUCAGUGAACGCUUCAACCUGGACUGGAAACGGGCAUUUGGUUUACGCCUGUACUACGCCAUAGAGACGAAUGACCCGAUCGAAGUCGCCGUGGCAGCGUUUGCCGAAGAUAUCAAAAACGACGAGCCGAAGAAGCCAGGCGACGAUCUUCUGUACGCUCUUCUCCAGGUAUAUGCUGCUUCGAAGAAAUGGCUACCUUUCCCUUCUCUCGCACAUAUCCUUCUCCCCCAAACGCAGGAACCAUCCGCUUUGACAGCACGUCUCUCGUUCCAGCUGUAUUGUGCCCUCACGGGCCGCUUCCCCGAUUCCGCGGACUCCACAGUCGCAGACACUAUCAGCACCCAAUUCGCCGUCCAGCUCGACGCAGCCGGCGAAUGGCUCUGGGCGCUCUUCGCCCUCAUCCACAUCAGCGAUCCCACGAAUCGGGAGCAGCGCAUCAAAGCGCUCCUCGCCCACCACGCCGGUGAUCUCGUUGCCGACCCCCCGCACGACGAUAGGUGGAAAGACAUCAUCGACAUUUACAAGGUUCCCGAAACGUGGCUCUAUCAAGCGAAAGCUCUGCGCGCCCGAGCAGUCGACCACGAUCGUCUUCGGGAGGCGGGAUAUCUGGUCAAGGCUGAGCAGUGGGUGGAUGCGCACGAGGUGCUCAAGCGGGUGGUGGGACCUGAUUGUGUCAUUGCGGAGGAGUGGGAUAAAUUGCAGGGACUACUCACGGCGUUUAGGACGAGUAAGGAGAAAAUACGAGGUUGGGAAUUGGGUGGGCAGGUCUAUGCUGAUUACUGGGGUAUUGUCACGGAAGCUACUGGGGGGAGAGAAAAGGGGAAGGUGCUGAAAGGGUUGAUGGAAUGUUUGCCUGCUUUGCUGCGGGAUGUCGAGAAGGGGAGGGAAAGCGAGGGUAAGAAUGAGAAGGAACUGUUUCGGGAGAUGGUCGCGCUGGAGGAGAUGAAACGGGUGACGGAGCGAGAGGUGGCGGUGAUGGAAGAACAGGGCAGUGAUGGUCGGUAG